Molecule: messenger RNA, 6940 nt
Organism: Sus scrofa (pig)
Lineage: Eukaryota; Metazoa; Chordata; Mammalia; Artiodactyla; Suidae
Gene: TMPRSS3
Product: transmembrane serine protease 3
Biological process (GO): proteolysis
Cellular component (GO): membrane
Molecular function (GO): protein binding; serine-type endopeptidase activity
Source: RefSeq, a predicted model, not a curated record
AUCCAGACUUCUUUAUGGUGAUGGCAGGUGUGCCACCUGCACCGGCAAAGGGUCAGGUUUAUGUGGGACGUGGAGCGGUGACAAAAGAGAGAAGGAAAGUGUUUGAAAGUAAUUUAUCUUCUGAAAAGGAAUAGUGCGCUGACUUCUACAUGGUCAAAGGGCAUUUCUCUCAAGACAUGCUAGUCCGUUGAUUUUAAGAUUGGUUGAACAAACAAUGGGAAAGUCAUACGUUUGGCAGAAUUAUGGUCAGAGUUUUUCUGCUCACUCUAGAUGUUUCUCUGUUAUCUGCUGCGACUCAGGGGAAAAGAAAAAUGCAUUCUCCCUGGACAAAUAGUUUUGAUUUAUUGGCCCUGAAUGCGCUUUAGGUGGAUCGUCAGAUUUCAAAGAUUUAACACGACAAAGAAUCGUUUGAUGCUAAAACUAUAAAUAGGGAAGCCGACGCUUCCUGUUCUCUCCCGAGAAGGAGGUGGAGGUGGAAGUGGAGCCCGGCAUCCGAGGCCCUGAAAUAGUCACCAUGGGGGAAAACGACCCUCCCGCUGCUGAAGCCCCUUUCUCCUUCAGAUCGCUCUUCGGCCUGGACGAUUUGAAAAUAAGUCCCGUCGCACCAGAUGCUGACGCGGUCGCUGCCCAGAUCCUGUCUCUGCUGCCUCUGAAGUUCUUCCCCAUCCUUGUCGUUGGGAUAAUCGCCUUGAUAUUAGCCUUGGCCAUUGGGCUGGGCAUCCACUUUGACUGCUCUGGCAAGUACCGGUGCCGGUCGUCUUUCAAGUGUAUUGAACUGGCGGCUCGAUGCAACGGGGUCGCCGACUGCAGGGAAGGGGAGGACGAGUACCGAUGCGUCCGCGUGAGCGGUCGGAACGCUGCGCUCCAGGUGUUCACUGCUGCCGCCUGGAGGACCGUGUGCUCCGAGGACUGGAAGGCUCACCACGCAUCUGUCGCCUGUGCCCAGCUGGGGUUUCCAAGCUAUGUGAGUUCAGACACCCUCAGAGUGGACCUGCUUGAGGAGCCGUUCCGGGAGGACUUCGUUUCCAUCAACCACCUCCUGCCGGACGACAAAGUGACCGCCCUCCACCACGCGGUGUAUGUGAGGGAAGGAUGUGCCUCGGGUCACGUGGUUACCUUGACGUGCUCAGCCUGCGGUCGGAGAAUGGGCUCCAGCCCGCGUAUCGUAGGUGGAAAUGCGUCCUCACUGGCACAGUGGCCCUGGCAGGCCAGCCUGCAGUUCCAGGGCUACCACUUGUGCGGGGGAUCCGUCAUCACCCCCGUGUGGGUGGUCACCGCUGCCCACUGUGUUUACGAUCUCUACCUCCCCAAAUCCUGGACCAUCCAGGUGGGCCUGGUGUCCCUGCUGGACAGCCCAGCCCCCUCCCAUCUGGUAGAAAAAAUCAUCUACCACAGCAAGUACAAGCCCAAGAGGUUAGGCAAUGACAUCGCCCUCAUGAAGCUGGCGGGGCCGGUCGCUUUCAACGAGAUGAUCCAACCAGUUUGUCUGCCCAACUCUGAAGAGAACUUUCCUGAUGGGAAAAUGUGCUGGACAUCAGGAUGGGGGGCCACGGAGGACGGAGGCGACGCCUCUCCGGUCCUCAACCACGCGGCCGUGCCUUUGCUCUCCAACAAGCUCUGCAACCACAGGGACGUGUACGGGGGCCUCAUCUCCCCGUCCAUGCUCUGUGCAGGCUACCUGAAAGGCGGGGUGGACAGCUGCCAGGGGGACAGCGGGGGGCCCCUGGUGUGUCAGGAGAGGACGGUGUGGAAGCUGGUGGGAGCCACAAGCUUUGGCAUCGGCUGCGCUGAGGCGAACAAGCCUGGGGUCUAUACCCGCAUCACAUCCUUCCUGGACUGGAUUCACGAGCAGAUGGAGAGGGACCUGAAAACGUGAAGACGAAGAGGCAUGUUCCCACCUUGAGUUCCUGCCAAGCUGGAGACCCCCCCUGUCCUUCCGUGGCUUCCUGUGUGGAAACUUCUGGCGGCGGAGCCAAAAGAACCCACAUCUCUCCGUUCCCCCACCUCCAGAACAGCUGUCUGCGAACAAGCCAGAGGGGCUUCGGAUCAAAAUGGCCCUGAACCUCCUUUCCCAUCUUCACUCAGAGAAGAAGCAGGAACGCCUCCCAAACGCUCCCUUUUCCCACCCGUCCACCUGGGUUUCCUCCCGGCAACGUGGACCCGUGGGAGGGCGGUCACCGUUGACGAGCUGUCUGCACGCUUUUGUCCAGACUCAGAACCUAACACUUCCUACCAGGAUCUCUUCUCACACGUGGGGACGGACCCUAAAGGGGAUUAUUGUCUUGAGGUUUAUUUCUAUUAUUUCUUUGUAGCCUCUGGCGCUUGAUGUGUCAUUGUCCUGUGCAACCGACGGACGUAACUCUUUCUUAGCACAGUCAUCACCUGCAGCUUGUCUGAAUCAGUCCUUUGAGGGGGGUCUUUUGGCCGCAGCCCCGGCAUGUGGAAGUUCCCAGGCUGGGGUUGAAUCCGCGCCACGGUGGUGACAACACUGAGUCCUGAACCGCUUGGUGGCUGGGAACUCCUGAAUGAAUCCUGACUACUUGCGUAAGCUUGAUUCAAAGGGCUCAAUUGUUUAGAUCUGUUUCAUAUCCACGGCGGCUUUCACAUUUCUUUUUUCAGUUCGAACAGACUUCUCAGCAGAUCAGAAUUAUCUCCUGUUCCGUCACCACGCUCAGAAGCGGAGUGAGAAAAGACAGUGCUGAGCUAAGUCAGGACCACUAAACCCGCACAGCUGUACUGAGGGCGGAGGGAGUAGACAGUUUCAUGUGGUUGAGAGGCCAGAGGCUGCCCUGCCUCUCUGGGUGGGCCCAUCUCCCACGCCGCUGCAGGAUUAGAGACCCCUCCUGUCACCCGCACACCCUCCGCAGUCCCCACAACACACACAUAACAGAGGAGCGUUACUCGGUAAAUAAUCCCUUUACAGCAGUGGUGCCUUAUCACGGAUGACGUCAUCUAAAUAGGAAUCUCUUCAUUUGCCUCGAGGCAACAGCGGGAAAGAUGGAUGAGUUUCCAGGAGAUCAGAAAUGGGUCCAGGUUCCUGGGGAGGGCGAGGCUCCAGGGAGCCUCCUGGGAUGGGUGUGAGAAGAGGGUGGAGGAGGACCAGGUGGGGGCCGAGCUAAGGGCAAACUCUCUUUGGAUGCACCUCUCUCAUGUAUCAGAUCUCUGGACACAUCGGAAAGUGACAAGACCAAAUUUAUUUGAAGGGUUUCUGCCUAGCUCUCUUUGAAAGCAGUGGCAGCUCCCCAAAACAGUCUUGAGAAAGAGGAACAAACCUGGAGGUAUCACUCCCCUGGUUUCAGACUAUCCUACAAAGCUAUGGUGAUCAAAACAGUGUGGUACUGGCACAAAAGCAGACACACAGAUCAGUGGAACAGACUAGAGAGCCCAGAAAUAAAUCCACACACUUAUGCAAGUGAUUAAUCCAAGACGAAGGAGGCAAGCAUACACAGUGGGGAAAAGACAGUCUUUUCAGCUGCAUGAAAAGAAUGAAACUGGACCGCUUUCUCACCCCAUACGCAAAAAUAAAUUCCACACGGAUUCAAGACUUGAAUGCAAGACCUGAAACCACAAAACUUGUGGGAGAAACAGAGGCAGUAAACUCUGACACUGUAUAUGAGUAUUUUGGGGGUCUGUCUCCUCAGGCACAGAGCACCAAAGGCAAAAACAAAGAGCCCUGCGUCAAACUAAAAAACAUUCUGCUUCGCAAAGGAAGCCAUUGACAAAACAAAAAGGCUGCCUACGGAUUGAGAGAAGGUAUUUGCAAACAUUAUGUCCAAUUAAGGGUUAAGACCCCGAAUAUAUAAAGAACUCAUAUGACUCAAUAGCAAAAACCCAAACAAUCUAAUUUAAAAAGUGGGUCGAGGGCCUGAAUAUUUUUUUCCAAAGAGGAAGUGCAGAUGGCCAACAGGUACAGGAAAAGAGGCUCAGCAUCCCUGAUGAUCAGGAGAAGGCAAAUCAAAACCACAAUGGAGAUACCACCUCGCGCCUGUCGGAAUAGCUAUCAUUGAAAAAGUGUUGGGGAGGGUGUGGAGAGAAGGGAGCCUUUGUGCACCGUUGGUGGGAGUGUAAAUUGGUGCAGCCACUAUGGAAAAUAGUGUGGAGGUUCCUCAAAAAAUUAAAAAGAGAAGGACCAAGUGACCCAGCAAUUCCACUUCUAGGUAUUUGCCCAACACCCCCCCAACUCAUUCAAAAAUAUACAUGUACGCCUCUGUUUAUUGCAACAUUACUUACCAUUAGCCAAACUGUGUGUGUCCAUCAGCAGAUGGAUAGAUAAAGAAGAUAUGUGGUGUAUACGUACACACACACACACACACACACACACACACACACACACAGCAUGAGCCUUGAUAUUAUACUAAGUGAAAUAAGUCAGAGAAAGACAAAUUCAGAAUAUGAAAGACAUCUUUCACUUGUAUGUGAAAUCUGACAAACAAAUGAACAAACAUCACAAAAGAGAAACAGACCCACAGAUACAGAGAACACGUGGGCAGUCGCCAGCGGAGAGCGGGUGAGGGUUGGGCAAAAUGACCGAAGGGGGCUAAAGGGAACACACUUCCAGUCCGGAAAUAAAUUAGCCAAGGGGGGUUAAUAUAUAGCACAAAUAGGGUCAAUAAUACAGUAAGAAGUUUGUACGGGGGACAGAUGGAAACGAGGUCCAGCCCACUGGUCCUUGUGGUGUGUUUAAAUGUCGAAUCUCCACGUCGUACACCUGAAAUGAGCAGAAUACUGUGCAUCAGCUGGACCCGUCAUUUCUUAGUCUAAAUAAACCGUAUGUUCAUUAAAAUUACUGUGCUAGAAAUAAAAUUAUAUUCCAACUUUUUUUUAAAAAAAGAAAGCAGUGGCAACUCAGGUGUUGAAGAUCCAGGUUGUGAAGAGAUGGAAAAAUUGCAUGGGUGCUAACUUGGUUGUGGACCCUUGACCUUGGGGUCACGGGAAAUGUACUUCUAGCCUGUGGUGGUUUCCAUCCGCUUGAACUGCCACGGAGGCUUGUUGGGACAUAGUUUCCGUCUCACAUCUUCGAGGGUCUUGGGGGAUGCCAGCGGUGGCUGAUGACUCAGCAUGUACCUGGUGCCGGCCCCGUUCUGAGCCCGUUUCACAGGCUUAUUGGUUCCUGGUCACCAGGGAUUAUUGUGAGUCCCAUUCUGCAGAUGAGAACACUGAGGUGUGAAAGUCAAAGACAUUCCCAAGACCACACGUUAGGCCAGUGGCCACAUCAUUUGAGCAGGCAUCAAAGCUGCACUGCAAAGCUACCUUCUCUGGCACUUGAAUCUAAAGGGACUUUGUGCCACCAACUUGAACCCAUCUGAGACACAGGAGUGACUCAAAGUCAUGAUCAAUUUCUCUGUCCUCUAGACAUGUCUGGUCCCAAGGGAGGUGCCAGAGCAGAAGCCGGAGAGAAGGCUGUGGCUUGAGCACCCCUAACCUGCAGCCCAGCCACUGCCAGAGGAACACACCGUGGAUAAUGUGGGCUGCCUCCCCUGGCGCCUCGGACCUGAAGAAGUGGCUGUGGGGCAUCCGUGUCAUGACGUAGCGAUUGAGGAAACCCACAGCCCCAUGCCCUGUGCCCACAUGUCCAGGGCAACUCCUGGGAAAUGGCUCUCUCUCUCUCCCUUCUUUCCGGUACUUCUGUAUUGAAACAGCUGUAUUUAAGCAUGUUUAUAAGAACUAUAGGGGACCUAACAAUAGUAUAGAAAGCUUGGAAGUAGAGUGUUGAAAAUGGGUCAACGCCUUGAAUACUGUCCUUGGCCACAGAAAUUGUCACUUGCCUCCCUGUCCUAGUAGGAGAAUUUCUAGCCUGGAACUGAGGGACCUGCUGAGGUCUGUUUCCUCCACUUGUCACUUGGGGAGACCGCCUGGGCUUCACAGGCAGAUGCCAGGAAGGUCUGGCUGUGGACCCCCCGCCCUUUCUCCCUGUCCCACAGCCUAGCCCAGGAGCCACCGCUGGUGGAAGAAGUCCCAGGUGUGGGCACAGCUGUACAGCCUCCACCACCCAAGGCCCCCAAACAGAAACCCCGGGGUUGGGAUAUGGGUGUGGGAAUUGAGCCCUGGUCUAAGGGGCAGAUGCCCCCUUCUGAUGGCCCAGCCUCCAGCAUCCAGGAGGCAAAGGGACGUGCCGGGAGUGACAAGAAAAAGCAAGUUUCUGCUGCAGAAUCUUAGAGGACAUUGGCUGCCAGUCAAUUAACGUAGACAAGGUAGUCCUUGGGGUGGGUUUUCUGCACAGCAUGAGGAAGAAAGCCUGGCUGGCUUGCUGCCUCUCAGUCACCUGGGACGCAGUGCCCUCUGUGUCUGGCCCAGCUGGGCACCAAGAACCGUGGUGGGUCUGUCUGCCCGGCUUGGGAGCAGCUUCUGGACACGUGCUGCCUCUGGCUCGUGCAUCUCGUCUGGGCUCCUAAACGGUCUGAAUUUCCCCUGAAACUCAUGGACCUGUAGAGGAAGGUCAUUCUUUGGGCUCCUGUAUUAUUGCUCUGUGUGUGUGUGUGUGUGUGUGUGUGUGUGUGUGUGUGUGUACACAUACACAGCGGUGCACUUACACGACCGUGAACUCAUCUGUUUCUGAGCCCAUGGGAGCCCCAAGGAUGGGCUGAUUCCUAUUCACCUGCGCGUUCGUUCCGGCGUCCAGCCCAGGACCUGGGGCGCCGACACAGCUCGUGACCAUGGGCGGCUGAAUGGUGACUAGAAAAUACACACGCCACCUCAGUGGAUGUCGCCCGUGCGUCCUUGUUUCAUGACGCGGCACAUGUUACGAAUGGAAAUAGAUGAAAUGAACCUAAUGAGAACAUGUGUCAUUUAAAGCUGUGACUUAUUAAAAAAAAAAACCCAUCUGUAUUUCUCCCCUUAAAAGCACAAAAUAGGCGUUCCUGCUGUGGUUCAGUGAGAUAAGAAUCUGAUGGCAGCAACUCAGGUUGCUGGGGAAGUGAGGGUUCGACCCCUGGUCCAGAGU